Nicotiana tabacum (common tobacco) is the source of this 387-nucleotide messenger RNA. Lineage: Eukaryota; Viridiplantae; Streptophyta; Magnoliopsida; Solanales; Solanaceae. The record is from RefSeq and is a predicted model, not a curated record.
AUGGAAGUGAUGCUUGAUACACAAGUCACCGAGAAGAGUGAAUGUUUCAAGUAUCUCGGGUCAAUAAUCCAAGGUAAUAGGAAAAUCAACAAUGACAUCAUACAUAGUAUUGGAGCGGGGUGGAUGAAAUGGAGGCUUGCAUCUGGUGUCUUGUAUGAUAAAAAUGUGCUGCAAAAACUUAAAGAUAGGGAACCUGAUAUAAAGCCUCUCUGUGCUCGGACAACAAGUCACAUGUAUGGCACAAGUUUCAAUGAUAUCAGUCAAGGGAAUGCUAGAGGGAACAAAUGGAUAUCAGUUCCUCCGGUCACGGUACAAGUCAACUCAUUAGAGUUGUUAAAGCUGUUGCACAACAGACGCAACAGUAGAACAAUCACUGUUAACACAUGA